This is a messenger RNA of Hibiscus syriacus, 881 nucleotides long. RefSeq names its product hypersensitive-induced response protein 1-like. The record is from RefSeq and is a predicted model, not a curated record. Lineage: Eukaryota; Viridiplantae; Streptophyta; Magnoliopsida; Malvales; Malvaceae. The coding region runs from base 226 to 624 and encodes 132 amino acids. The transcript is spliced from 4 exons.
CAAAAUAAUGUUCGUCAAUGUCGUCGCAUCGGUGCAAUAUCGUGUCUUGGCGGAGAAGGCAAAAGAUGCUUUAUACAAACUUAGCAACCCCAUGACUCAAAUUCAAGCCUAUGUUUUCGAUGUUAUCAGGGCCAGUGUUCCAAAGCUGGAUCUGGAUGAUGCUUUUGAGUAAAAGAAUGAUAUUGCUAAAGUUGUCGAAGAUGAGCUCGAAAAGGCUAUGUCAGUAUGUCUGCUUAUGGAUACGAAAUUGUCCAGACUCUCAUUGUUGAUAUAGAACCAGAUGAACAUGUGAAAAGAGCCAUGAACGAAAUCAAUGCCGCUGCUAGGAUGAGAGCUGCUGCUAGCGAGAAAGCAGAGGCGGAGAAGAUUAUACAAAUAAAGAGAGCAGAGGGAGAGGCCAAAUCGAAGUAUCUGUCGGGUGUCGGGAUCACAAGGCAACGACGGGCCAUUGUCGAUGGUCUAAGGGACAGUGUGCUUGGGUUUUCGGUCAAUGUUCCGGGGACAACGGCUAAGGAUGUUCUGGAUAUGGUCCUUGUUACUCAGUAUUUUGAUACCAGGAAAGAAAUUGGUGCUGCCUCUAAAUCAUCAUCAGUGUUUAUCCCUCACGGACCCGGUACUGUUUGAGACAUCGCCACCCAGAUUCGAGAUGGCCUGCUUCAGGCAUCUCAGCAUCAUGAAUAGAAGUGGUCGCCAGUUCGGACUCGUGAUCGUAUAAUUUCCGUAUUGCAAUAAAAUGAAUUGAAGGUGAAAAUGAUCUAGAAGUUUACAUUGUGCUAAAACCGGAUAUGGUUUAGUGUGUUUAAGUUAAGUCUAUGUUCAAUGGCUUAGAAAUAUGAAAUGUAAUUUGACAUAUGUAAAGUUAAUGAAAGUGAACUUCUCUU